Messenger RNA from Stylophora pistillata, 1027 nucleotides. Its product is annotated as two pore potassium channel protein sup-9-like. Gene Ontology annotation, molecular function: potassium ion leak channel activity; outward rectifier potassium channel activity. Gene Ontology annotation, biological process: stabilization of membrane potential; potassium ion transmembrane transport. The record is from RefSeq and is a predicted model, not a curated record. Lineage: Eukaryota; Metazoa; Cnidaria; Anthozoa; Scleractinia; Pocilloporidae. Gene Ontology annotation, cellular component: plasma membrane.
GCAAACUCAGAAGAUUUUUCUCUUGGAUUUGAUCCACAGAAAUAGCAAUUCCACGCUCCUAUAUCUUUGAAGGGAAGCAAAGCGUCUGGAGUGCAAUGUCUUCAGUUGGAAGUACUUUUUUUAAGAGGACACUUUUGCUUUUAAUCUUUGGAUUUGUAAAUGCUGCAAUUUUUACCCUUAUCGAGAAUCGAGAAGAAAAUUACAAGACCACUUCUAAUAGAAUGUUACAACAAAUGAGGAAGAACUUUACGAAACACCACAACUUCUCGGACGAAGAAUUCGAGUAUUUUGCAAUAGCUUCAUACAACGCUGUUCACAUGGGCUUGUCUUUGGACUGGACCUAUUUUAGGGCAGUGGAUUUCACGUACACAGCAAUGACUACAAUUGGAUACGGCCGUCUAACACCCAUCACCACAUACGGGAAAUUGUUCUGUAUCGUAUUUUGUAUGCUUGGGAUUCCACUAUGUCUUCUAACCCUAAAAUCUGCGGGUGAACUUAUUUCAGAAUUUUUGACGUGUGUGAUAACUCGCGUAGAGAUUAUAGUUCUUAAAACAAAGACUGUAAAAGACAUUGAGAUUAAACGCGCUCUACUCGCGUUCGCUCUAAUGGCAGUGUAUCUCUCGUUCACUGCAGUCACGCAAGUAAUAAAGGAAAACUGGACAUUCGUGGAUGCUUUUUAUGCGUCUUUUAUAGCAUAUUCUACCGUAGGUUUUGGAGAUUAUAUCCUUUUUGAAAGUGUUACAGGGCAAGGCAAAAACGGAGCUGCCAGCACGUUUUUUCACGUGUUUGCAACUUUCCCGGCGCUUUUUGGACUGGGAAUUGUGGCUUGCGUAAUCAACUGUGUUUUAGAUGUUGUUGAGAAAAAACAUUUACACCUCAGCGAUGGCUUUUGCUGCCGUCGCUCAAGGAGACUAGGGAGAAGGAAAAAUAAAGAGUCGAUGAAACUUUUAUCUUUUAGUAAACUGGACAAAGAAGGUAGACGCACCAGAAGGUCUCAUAGUGUAUAAAAAUACAUCAUGAUUUUAAA